AUGACCGCCGCUAUACCUGCACCGAGAAGUCGGCAAAUGCGGGCAUGUCUGCUCUGUUCUGUUAUUCAGACAUCUGCCGAUUUUCGUAAAGACGGUUGUCCCAACUGUGAUUCGAUUCUCCAGCUGCGAGACAAUCCCGAACGCAUCCAGAGCUGCACUACGCAGUACUUCGACGGCAUUAUAGCAGUGACCGACCCUGAGAAGAGCUGGGUAGCUAGGUGGCAACGAACAUCAAAAUUUGUCCGUGGGAUGUAUGCAGCGCGAGUCAAAGGUCGAAUAUCAGAAGACAUAGAAGCCGAGUUGGAAGCGGCGGGAAUCAAGUAUCGACCUCGAGAUCAGACAGAGCAGGACUGAAACAUUAUACAGGUUCAUAUUAUUAUGUGGUGGCGUACAUACGUUUGUAAAAUUAUUAUGUGUAAAACGCUCACGUCUAAAGGGUUGAUGGCAGAAAUACAAGGCACAAUACAUGUGAACAUCAGUC
This is a messenger RNA of Guyanagaster necrorhizus, 481 nucleotides long. RefSeq names its product transcription initiation protein spt4. Lineage: Eukaryota; Fungi; Basidiomycota; Agaricomycetes; Agaricales; Physalacriaceae. The record is from RefSeq and is a predicted model, not a curated record. Gene Ontology annotation, cellular component: DSIF complex; nucleus. Gene Ontology annotation, biological process: transcription elongation by RNA polymerase II; regulation of DNA-templated transcription; transcription elongation-coupled chromatin remodeling. The coding region runs from base 1 to 354 and encodes 117 amino acids. The transcript has 3 exons. Gene Ontology annotation, molecular function: zinc ion binding; RNA polymerase II complex binding.